CUAAUUCUUGUGUAAAAAAAACUAAUUAGCUUAAAAAAUGGGUUUGGAAAUGUUUUUUAAGUUCGGCUAUGCCUAUUUGAUAGUGACGCUAGCGAUAAUGAUAUGGCUAUCUUUGGCACGUGCAUCCAUAUAUAAUCGUGAAAUGGAGGAAAUGCGUUAUCCACCUUGCACCUUCAAUGCUUUAUGUACAUGUUCAAAGUCUUCAACUGAUUUAGGUAUUGUGCAUUGCAAAAAUGUUCCUUUCCCAGCAUUACCGAGAAUGGUUAACCAAUCGAAGGUCUUUAUGUUACACAUGGAAAAUACAGGCUUGAGAGAAAUUGAACCGUAUUUCCUACAGUCAACAGGAAUGUAUCGUUUAAAAAUAUUUGGCAAUCAUUUGACUGAAAUACCUGAUGAUGCAUUUACGGGACUGGAACGUUCAUUGUGGGAGCUUAUAUUACCAGAAAAUGAUUUAGUGGAAAUACCAUCUAAAGCAUUUCGACAUUUGCAAAAGUUACGCCACUUGGAUUUAGGUUAUAAUCAUAUAACACAUGUGCAACACGAUUCCUUCCGAGGUUUAGAAGACUCACUGCAGACAUUAAUAUUACGUGAUAAUUGUAUAUCAACAUUACAAUCGCAUAGUUUCUCUGGACUGUUGAUUUUGGAGAUAUUAGAUUUGAGUGGCAACAAUCUAUUUGAAAUUGAUCCUAAUGUCUUUGUGGAUGGUAUGCCAAGAUUGACAAAACUCUUAUUAACUGAUAAUAUAUUAUCGGAGAUACCGUACGAUGCAUUGGGACCUUUGAAAAGUUUGCGUACUUUAGAUAUAUCACACAAUGUUAUAUGGUCCCUAAGUGGUAAUGAAACCUAUGAUAUUAAAUCCUCCACAAAGUUAAAUUUGGACAAUUUACAUUUGGAAUAUAAUCAUAUUGAUAUGUUGCCACCAAAUUCGUUCAAAAACUUUGAUGUGGUGAAUAGAACGUUCUUCGAUGGAAAUCCAAUACAUACGUUAAGGGAAGAUGCUUUUAAAGCGGCCAAAAUACGUGAGAUUUACAUGCGUUACUGUGGUCUAACAAAUAUAUCACCGGUGGCUUUUGACAGUUUGGUUAAUAGCUUGCAAAUCCUGGACCUAUCUGGCAAUAAUUUGACACACAUCGAUCACAAGCUCUUCAAUAAAUUUGAUGUCUUAAGAGUAAUAAGCAUGCGUGAUAAUAAAAUCAAAAUCAAACAGCCCAUGGAGCAAUUUAAUGCGAUGCAAUACACGCUACUUAAAUUGGAUUUAAGUGGCGAUAUGAAUGACCCAACCAAUCUGCAAACGCUGCGCAAUAUGACCAGAAUGAGGAACAUGCGCUCUUUGUCCAUAUCACGUAUGGGGCCAACAUCUAUUGGACCAGAAGAUUUUAAGGAUUUCGGUGUAGAAUUGGAAGAUUUGCAAAUAACACGGGCUAGCCUUUCGAAUAUACAAUCGCAUGCCUUUAAACAUGUGCGAGGUUUGAAGCGUUUGGAUUUUAGCGAGAAUGGUAUACAAUCGAUUGAAAAUGAUGCAUUCGUAGAGAUUGGUCAUUCUUUGAUAUCACUGAAAAUAUCACAUGGUUUUUCUGGUACUGCCUUGCCAGCUGAGCCCAUGCGUCAUCUAACUUCUUUACAAGAACUGGAUUUCAGUAACAAUAAAAUACAAAGUAUGAGCGAUACAAGCUUUCAUUUUCUAAAAAAUUUACGUUUACUGGAAUUGCAUGAUAAUCGCAUUGAACAAGUGUUAAAAGGUACAUUCCAGGGGGAUAUACAUUCUAAAUUGGAGGAAAUAUCGUUUCGCUUUAAUCACAUGACGCAAGUAUCUCAACACACAUUCUUUGACUUGGAGGCUUUGCGUAAAUUGCAUUUGGAUGAUAAUAAGAUUGAUAGAGUAGAGCGAAGAGCUUUCAUGAAUUUAGAUGAAUUAGAACAUUUGAGUUUACGAGGAAAUAAACUCAACAAUCUGGCUGAGGAAUCUUUUCAGAAUUUGCCUAAAUUGGAGAUUCUGGACUUGGCAUUCAAUAAGCUUCCAAAUUUUAAUUUUGACUAUUUUGAUCAGGUCGGCACACUUUCAAAUCUCAACGUAAAUGUCAGUCAUAAUGAAAUUAAAAUGCUUAUGUAUAAUUCUUCAUGGUCUGGAAGAAAUGAUCAUGGCUCGAUGUACCAUUCAAAUAUCAAGAUAUUGGAUCUAUCACACAAUAACAUAUCGAUCAUACAUCCAGGAUAUUUUAGGCCUGCAGAAAUAUCACUGACGCAUUUGCACAUGGGCUAUAAUUCGUUAAUGAAUGCGACACGCGAUGUUUUCGGUAAUAUGCCACACCUGCAAUGGCUAGAUAUAUCAUAUAAUAUAAUUCGUGAAUUGGAUUUCGAUGCGUUUAAAAACACAAAACAAUUACAAUUAGUUUACCUGUCACACAACUAUUUAACCGACAUACCACAAGAUAUUUUUAAGCCCGUACAAGGAUUACGUGUAAUCGAUUUAUCCCAUAACCACUUACGUGGUCUACCUGAUAAUUUAUUCUAUAAUGGUGGCAUGGAAAAAAUGGACGUUUCGCAUAAUAUGCUGUUGAAGAUACCAUCAUCAUCUCUAUCCAGUUUGGCAGCGCUUACCUUAUGUGAAUUGCAUUUAUCAAAUAAUUUCAUCUCAACUAUACACAGCAUGGAUUUAUCUAAUAAGUUCAGAUCCCUACGCUAUUUGGAUAUAUCCUACAACUAUUUGUUACGUAUUGAUGAUGCCGUUUUUGCUACCAUGCCCAAAUUAGCAGUGCUCGAUCUUUCACAUAAUCGAGAUCUUAAAGUAAUGGAUAAAUCUUUUAUGGGCUUAGAAAAUUCUUUGAUAAAAUUAGGUUUGGAAAAUGUUUCAUUAAGUACAGUACCUGAAAUACGUUUGAAAUAUUUGCGUGAAUUCCGGUUGGGAUAUAAUGAACUUCCUUCGAUACCACAAGAACUUGCACAUAAUAUGAGUAAUUUACGUAUGUUGGAUCUAUCGAAUAACGAUUUAACAAAUGUGCCACUUAUGACGCAAUCUUUACCACAUUUAAGAAAAUUGAUGCUCUCCGGUAAUCCCAUAACAUCACUUAACAAUAAUAGUUUUGAUGGUGUAAAUGAAGAUUUAGAAAUGUUGGAUAUAUCUAAUUUCCGUCUACAUUACUUUGAAUAUGGAUGUCUUGAUUCGUUGCCACAUUUACGUUCACUUAAAUUAACCGCAUAUUCACACUUGGAGCACUUUAAUAUACCACAACUAUUGCGUCAUCAUUACAACAUAAGACAAUUAUGGAUCGAAGCACCACAACCAUUCACACGAAUUAUCAAGAAAGGCUCUGGAAACACACAAGAAAUGCAAAGCGUACAAAUGGGCAUGCCUACCGAUUUAACCAGAGAAAUGGAAGGUCACUUGCCAUCAAAGUUAACUAAUAUCACAUUUAGUGGACCACAAUUCAGUAGUCUCAAUGAACGUAUAUUGAAGGGCAUGCGUUCACCAUAUUUAUAUAUGCAAUUAUUUAAUACAUCCUUGCAAGCUUUGCCUAAUAAUUUCUUCAAGAAUUUGGGACGUGUGCGUAAUAUUUCAUUGGACAUCCGUUAUAAUAAUCGUAUGCUGAAGAAAAUACCAAAUCCCAAUACUGGACGUGUACCAUAUUUACCAAAUAGUGUUUUCCUAACAGAUCUGAAAAUGUCAAAUACCGAUUUAAAUUGUGAUUGUGACUUAGGUUGGGUCGAAUUCUGGCAGCGUAAACGUCGUCAAUAUAUAUGCUCAUCUCAAACUUGGACCGAUACUGUAUUUAGAACAUUUAUGAAUUCACCAUGCCAGGUUUAUGGGCGUCAUAAUUGUGAUGAUCAUGAUGAUGACUUACGUGAAACGCGUUGUGAUAAUAAAGGUGGUUUACAAUUAUUGGAGGCUCUGAAAGCUGAUUUAGAAUGCGGAUGGGAUAACGCAAGCUGCAAGGACUCCGUUCUUGUCUUAAUAGCUGCUUGUAUUAUAUUAAUAUUUUGGAUGUGACUGUUACGGUUUGCCUACAAAACAUCUGCCAAAUUCUAUGAUAUUUUGGAGAAGGUCUAUGGCGAGACUGUUGUUUGAGUAAAGCGAAACAAAGUAGUUUGCAGAUUUUCAUAUAAUAAGCGUUUAUUACAAAUAACAACAUUAAUUUUUAAGAAAAUUUUCAAUUUAAU
Messenger RNA from Teleopsis dalmanni, 4155 nucleotides. RefSeq names its product chaoptin (gene chp). NCBI's taxonomy places the organism in Eukaryota, Metazoa, Arthropoda, Insecta, Diptera, Diopsidae. Bases 38 to 3985 code for a protein of 1315 amino acids. Gene Ontology annotation, molecular function: protein binding. The record is from RefSeq and is a predicted model, not a curated record. Gene Ontology annotation, cellular component: extracellular matrix. The transcript is spliced from 21 exons.